GAACAACUCCCUCCAACGCCGGGCCCGCCCGCGGCCCUCUCCUUCCCCAGGGCGGCGGAGCCGUCUGCGGCCCGCCCCCGGCUGGGAGUGGCCGGCGCCACCGCCGCUUUCCGCCCCGGUAAGGGGUCGAAAAGAACGAGGGCGGGGGGGGGGGGGCAAGGACGGGAUGUGGCGACCGCAGCCCCGGCCGGGCGGUACCGAGAGGCGGCGCCGCGGCGGCGGGGGGGAGGCGGCGGCGGCGGUGGCGGCGCCGAGCUCAGAUGGUCAGGAGCACUUAAUGCCUGCAGGCUCUCUUCGUAAAAAGAAGGUGGCAAAAAGACCUGGAUACAUGAGGCCAGAAGCUCAGCGACAGAUAGAGUUUCAGUCCCUGGGUGCCUGCAAAUCCUUCAGCCCAGAGGAGCUCAAAAAUGGCAGGCAGCACUGGGGAGACUUUGAGAACUGCUCUCUACGCAGACCAUGCCAAAGUAACUUUGAAUUCUUACGCUGUAGUGCAGCGAGUAGUGCCAUAGCUCCUGCUAAUGGGGUAACAACAUUGGCCACUACUGGAAAAAUGUCAGGAUGCUGCAAAAAUCUUUCAUGUUGCAAGAGUCCACGGUCAGAAAACGCAGUGAUAGCUGUUUACCCUGCUGCAGCAACAAGCAAAGGAGGUGUUUCUGCUGUGUGCUGUACACGGCAGAAAAGCCACAAUGCUAAAGUGAGCAAGCCCCUGAACAUGUAUGCUUUGGAUCAGACAGAAGUGAAUAACAACUGUGAAUAUCAGAACAGAGAUGUUGUUUCUCGUUCUGUUGGUGCACACGAUAGCUUCAGUUCAAGUUUCAGCUUCAUACAGCUUUCCCUGAACUCGGCCUCUGGAGUAAGUGAUGCUGAAGGCAAGUCAACUGUCAAGGAAGCUGAGUAUGUUCUGCAUCCCAGCACCACAGGAAAUCUGCAUAAGCCAGAAGAGAUGGCACGAACUUGUGAGCACUUGGGAGCUUUGCAUUGCUUCUCCAGGCCCAGUGAGGAUUUGGAGUACGAAAAUGAGACCACAGCAAAUGAUAAACUACAGGACUGUGAGACCGUCUCUCUCUCGGAUACAGAUGCAACAUUUUCAUAUUCUACAGAUUCCUCGGAUGCAGCAUCUGCUGGCUCUUCUGUCACCUCAGGCUAUGAAAGUAGCUUUACUGUUAGUGACCAUAACUGGGAUACUUUGAUGAAAAAAUAUGAACCAGUGCUACAGGACUGCCUGCUUGGCAACCGCAGUACAUUAAAGAUAAAAUCCUUGAUCUUACGGCUUCAGAGGCUUCAGGAAAAAGCAAUAGAAGAAGAUGACUAUGAUAGAGCUGAUAAAUUUAGACGGAAACUGGAAGAACUGGAGAAAGAGAAAAAUUCUUUAAAAUUUCAGCUUCCUUCAAGGCAUCCUUCAGUUAGCAGUUUUUUGGAUAGAUUUAUUAUGCAAGUUCAAGCAGCAUUGCGCUGGGCUGCCGAUCAUCGGGUUAGAUGUGAAGAAACCCAGUUGUGGCAUGAAAAUGAAUAUAAGCUUUUGAGAUCCACUUACCAGGAGAGGAUGCAGGUUUCGGCCACAAAACGAAACCAACUUUUUCAAGAAAAGAAAUGGUUACAGAAAGAAAUUGAAGACCUCCGAGCAAGACUGGCCAUAUUAGAAGCAAAAGAUCAACAGCUAAGAAGAGAAAUUGAAGAACAAGAUAGGGUUAUUCAGUCACAGGACUGUGAACUGACUGCUUUACUUAGCUGCAUUUCUUUGAAAGAACUAGAGGAAAUAAGCAAGGCUGUGGAUGACACUUUAGCAUCUUCCUAUCAAAUUCCAUUCAGUCUGGAUCUUCCAGGGACAAUAAAGAGCCUUCAGGAAAAAGAACAAUCAUUCAGCAUGUCCAUUAAAGAAACUACUGCCAAAGUUUGUACGAGUCAGAAACUCUGCAGUACUUUGAGGAGGAAAGUGAGUGAUAUUGAGACUCAACUACCAGCUCUACUUGAAGCCAAAAUGCUAGCUGUUUCAGGAAGUAAUUUCAGUACUGCGAAGGAUCUGACAGAAGAAAUAAGAUCAUUAACAUCUGAGAAGGAGGGGCUGGAAGGACUUCUCAAAGAACUGUUGGUUCUGAGUGCCAGAAAUGUCCGAAAAUUAGAGAGAAUUAAAGAUGAUUACACCAGACUGAAAGAAGAACUUGAACAAGGAGAGACUGCUUUUGUGACCAGUGUAAAAGAAAAUGCUGAAAAGUACAUGGAGAUGCUGGAGGAUAAACUACAUAGCUGUGGGAGCCAGCUGCUCCAAAGAGUGUGGGAAGCUGACUUGGAAGCCUGUCAGCUGUUGAUCCGAGGGUUUCAACUGAAAGAAACCAGUUGCUGUGUUUUUGAGGAAGAGGAGAACCAAAUGGAUGAGCUGGAGAUGACUGCUGAUGGCCCAUCUGAUUCUGAAAAAAGAAGAGAAGGUCACUUUCCAAAGGGCACAGAGCGGAGCACUGUUCCCUGCUCCAAACACAGCGAGCUAAAAGAGGUUAUGGAAGACAUUUCAUUUGGAGCGGAGGGUCAUUUAUCUGAGGAGUUCUUCAUAUUUUCUGCAGAGUUGGGAGAAAAAUGCGAAGCCAUAAGUGAGAAAUUGGUGCAUCUGGAAGAUCAAUUGCAAACUUCCGCCUGCAGAGUUGAUGAAGGAGUUAUUCAGUCUCUGCAGAGGGAGAUCCAGGUGGUGAAGGAGACACUCCAGACCGUGCUGGUGCAACUUCAGCCAGCCGGGGAGGCAGGAGAAGAAAAGGCUGGAGACUUCCUCUGUGACAGCUGGUGUCCCGGAAAACAAGACUUGAAGGAAUAAUGAGCAGAAAGAGCUGGUAGGAUGACAUUAAUUCACUAAGGGCUGCUUUUAGUAACUGAAUACUGUUUUACCAAGCCUCAGGGAUCUCUUCUCCCCCUGCAUAACUAAUAACUAAAUCAAUUAUGGAGAACCAGAGCCUGGAGGUCUAUCAUCAGAAGCAUUCUACACAGCCUCACAUGUUUUGGCACAGAUUGGGAAACAGCUUUCAGAGCAGAGCAGCCCCUGUAAGUGUGUAGAUUACAAAUUGAUACAUUUCAAGUGAGUCCGCAAAGUUGCCUUUAAUGUCAGUGAAAUGUUCUCCUUGAAGACUGGUAAACAGUAUCUGUCUUCUUUACUCCUGGAUUAUUUUUUUUCCCCCUGAUUUAAAAAUGUAGCGUUAAAGCUGGAACAUCUAGUAUUUCUUGAAAAAUAGCUGUAAGAGUAAUAAGAACUCUUUUUUUUUUCUCUGGCUUUAACAGCUUUCUUACACUGAAUGUACUUUCACAUUCCUGCCAAUAAUUAAAUCAAUAGGAUGACAUUCAAGCUAACCAAGCUCUUUCAACUGAAAUUUGGACCUCAUUUACUCUGUGGUAUUGAAUACAGUGGAGGUAACUAACAGCAGCCCCUAUAGCAGUAGUUUAACUUGCUUCAUUUAGGUAUUAAUAUAAACUUGCUUUAGUGUUACAGGGGUUGUAAAGCA
Molecule: messenger RNA, 3479 nt
Organism: Aquila chrysaetos chrysaetos
Lineage: Eukaryota; Metazoa; Chordata; Aves; Accipitriformes; Accipitridae
Gene: DISC1
Product: DISC1 scaffold protein
Exons: 14
Coding region: 167-2800 (877 amino acids)
Biological process (GO): neuron migration; cilium assembly
Cellular component (GO): microtubule; intermediate filament cytoskeleton; centrosome
Source: RefSeq, a predicted model, not a curated record